AUGGCUUCAAGUGGAAAUGCUGACGCACAACAGUAUACACGUGUAUCAGAUAUUGUCAAAGAACCGCAAAAAAUGCUCAUGCCAAUUCGAGGAUACGAAGAAAUGCCAAUAGUGCCAUUGGAGGAAGCUGUUGCACCACUUGUUUCCAUUUUACCUCAGAUUCAAGACUAUGCUUAUGUUGCGAAGCAACGAUGUGAAUCUGUACCUCCGGAUGAUUUAACACAGGAUGAAUCAGCUUCAAUCAUGCUUUACUCAAUGGAAUGGGAACCACAUGAAAAAUGUUUAUAUUUUGCCCUGAAUGCAACUCUUCGUACCGAAGAUAGGCGAAAAUUAAAACCAUGGUUUUCGUAUUUGAAACUUAUUCUUACAGCACUUGAAAAAUUACCAUCCACACGAUGCUAUGUAUUUCGCGGAGUGAAUUUAAAUUUAAGUGAACAAUAUACUGAAGGAAGAACAUUUGUCUGGUGGGGAUUUUCUUCAUGUACAACAUCGAUGGGAGUACUUGAAAACGAACAAUUUUUAGGCAAAACUGGCGAAAGAACAAUGUUUAAUAUCGAAUGUGAUAGUGGCAAAGAUAUCAGUCGUCAUUCGUAUUUUCAAUCGGAGAAAGAAGUUCUUCUUCUAGCAGCUCGACAAUUUGAAGUAGUAUCUUGUCUUCGACCAGCACUAGGCCUUUAUAUGAUUCAAUUAAAAGAAACAAAGCCUCCAAUUACUCUUUUACAACCAGCUACGAAGCAGUCUGUGCAGAUUAAAUCAUCAUCAAUUAUUGAAGAGAAAAAUAUACCGCAAACAAUGACUACUUCAGUUCCACCGAAGGCUAACAACGACAAAGAUAGCGCUAGUUAUAUUACUAAGGAUUCACCAAAAUCAACAUACGAAAUUACAAAACCUGAUACAACACCAGAAAAACAACAAUUUGCGAAGCCUGAUGUCUAUAAGGCGCUUUAUUGUAAAGGUCGUCAUUGUACCAAGUGCGGUAGAUGUCGUGACUGGUAUUUUACUGGGGAUGCAGAAACUUGGAAAUGGAUCCGCAAUUACAAAAAUUGGACAGAAGAAGAUAAAAGUCGUUGGCUCCAUGAUCGCAUUAAGCAAGACUUCGAGCGUCAUGAUAGUGGUACCUGUAGUAGUUUUGUUGAUGCUGAUUUUGGUCGUGUUAUUAGUCAUUUUUUUAUUCAUGAUAUUUGUGUGUGCGAUGAAAAUAUUGUUAUAUGA
This is a messenger RNA of Adineta steineri, 1212 nucleotides long. The record is from the annotation of a GenBank genome assembly. Lineage: Eukaryota; Metazoa; Rotifera; Eurotatoria; Adinetida; Adinetidae.